Molecule: messenger RNA, 3040 nt
Organism: Centrocercus urophasianus (Greater sage-grouse)
Lineage: Eukaryota; Metazoa; Chordata; Aves; Galliformes; Phasianidae
Gene: PLEKHA2
Product: pleckstrin homology domain containing A2
Exons: 12
Coding region: 95-1330 (411 amino acids)
Cellular component (GO): cytoplasm; membrane
Molecular function (GO): PDZ domain binding
Source: RefSeq, a predicted model, not a curated record
GGCUCCGUUCGGCGUGCGCGCAGCCCCAACCCCGGCCAUGCGCGGGGCCGACAGCACAGCGGCGGUGCGGGGGUGAUGCCAGAAGGAGCCCGGCAUGCCGUACUUGGACCGACAGAACCGUAUCUGUGGGUUCCUGGACAUUGAGGAAAAUGAGACCUGUGGCAAAUUCCUGCGGCGUUACUUCAUCCUGGACACGCAGGCCAACUGCCUGCUGUGGUACAUGGACAACCCGCAGAACCUGGCGAUGGGAGCGGGCGCCGUCGGCUCUUUGCAGCUCACCUACAUCUCCAAGGUCAGCAUCGCCACCCCAAAACAGAAACCCAAAACUCCGUUCUGCUUUGUGAUCAACGCUCUGUCCCAGCGCUAUUUCCUGCAAGCCAGCGACCAGAAGGACCUGCAGGACUGGGUGGAGGCUCUCAACCGUGCCAGCAAGAUCACGGUCCCAAAGGGUGGUGCUGCUGCACCUCCCACCACUGAGGUCACGAAGCCUCCUGCAGCGCUGCAGGCACAGGACAGGAAGCCCCCGGUGGCCUACAAGACUGAAAUCAUCGGUGGGGUGGUGGUGCACACCCCCAUCUCCAUCAGCCAGAAUGGUGGGGAUGGAGCAGAGGGCAGUGACCCGACUGCACACCCACUGCUGCGCCGCUCGCAGAGUUACAUCCCUGCCUCUGCCAGCAAGCCGCCCGCCGGGCCACCGGCCAUCAAGAGCGGCUUCUGCGUGAAGCAGGGCAAUGUGAGGAAGAGCUGGAAGCGCCGCUACUUUGUCCUCGAUGAGUUUUCCAUCAGUUACUACAAAUGUGAGCAGGACAAGGAGCCGCUGCGUUCCAUCCUGCUGAAGGACAUCUGCAAGACCCACGAGUGCCUGGUCAAAUCCGGUGACCUCCUGAUGCGGGACAACCUUUUUGAGAUCAUCACAAGUUCCAGGACCUUCUACAUCCAGGCAGACAGCCCUGAGGACAUGCACAGCUGGAUCCGGGCCAUCGCAGGGGCAGUGCAGGCCCUGAAGACCCGCCCCAGGGAGAUCUCCUUCAUGCGCUCUUGCUCCAUGAUCAAACCCGGGAGCAGCUCGGUGCCGUCACAUCCACAGGAGAGGAGAACACCUUGCAAGGCCCCAGCCACUGCCUGGCAGCCCUGGACGCCAGUGCCACAGGACAGGAGGCAGCCUGAAGUGCCCAGCCGGGAUGCAGUGUUUGUGCCGGCGCUGACGGAGCGCGAUGGAGCUCCUGUGCCAGGUCAGCGCCUGCGGCAUCGCUCGGAACCGCAGCACCACAAGGAGAAGUCGUUCCUCUUUGACCUGGACGAUGACAGCAUCCGGACCUCUGACGUCUGACAUUGCCUCUGCCCCACGGCGUGCCCCCUGCGUGGCUGUGCGGCAUCAUUUCUCCCCCAGCACCAAAAUAUGGAAGGCAGUGCAGGAGGCACGAGGAGGGUGAGGCGGCCUUUCAUCUCUUUGGAAGAACGUUCAUCUCCCUUCUGUGCCGCUCAGUCUUCCCCAGCACAGCUGUGCCUGGAGCAGGAGCUGCGCUGCAGCCUGCAGUGUUGGAUGAUGUUUCUUGGAGAUCGGCUCCAUGCGCUGCUCAACUGAUGGGAUACCAGCACACACAGUGGCAUCUAACUGCCUCCUUUUGUAUCUGUGGCCAUUGUUACAUCCCAGUGAGGUGUGCGGCUCACUGGUGGGACAUCAGUGACUGGGGCUUUGGUAUCCUCAGGUUGUUCUGGGGUUUAUUAGGCACCAAAAAGACCCGUCUGUGCACAAAGCAACAAAAGCUGAGAGUGUAGAUGAACCCCGGGAGACUCGUCCAACCGCCCUGCGCUGACUCAGAAUGAAAAUGAGAAGAACCUUUCUUAGCAGUGUGAGCCGGUCAUUUCCAUAAGCAAAUAUCCUCCUGUGGGAGGUGUGACACAUAGCACAUGGAAAAUGCAAGUUCUUCCCAUUGGAGUGAUUGUUUGAUGCCUUUAGCCCAAUAGCACAUUGUAGGAUGCCAUGUGUGCUGCAAGCAGGGCUUGGUGCUGUGUGCACUCAGAGCUGCACGCAGUGCUGGAGCUGAGCUGCCCAAACCUGCAUUGCAGCUGAAGGAUCAGGGCUGCAGGUGUGGGGCUGCGCUGCAAGCCCAGCAGUGCUGGAGUGCCCUGCAGUUAGCAAGGUGUCCCUUUGCUUUGUAUAGUUAUUUUCUUUUCUUUUGGUUAUUACGCAUUCUCUGCUCUGCAAAAUCAGCCCCAGUGUGGCAGGGUGUUGUCAGAUGGCAUUACUUUGCUUUCCCAUUGUGUCUGUUGUGACCCGUGGAGAAGCAGCUGCAGAUACACUUUAUACAGUGAAGGAAGGUGAAUGGGAUCCCCCAGACCAAGGGGGCAAGGGCAGCUUCGUGCAGGAGUGCUGGAGAACACUGAAAUGAUGAAAACGAGUGGGAAAACAAUGCAAAUGGUACUGGGAGAAUGUUAAUAUUUGUUAUUUAAUUGUAGAAACCUCAGUUAGGCUGUUCCUUUUUGCCUUUUUCCUUUGUUUUUGCCUUCGGCUGACCUCUGCUUGCUGGUUUGGUGCUCUGUUCCCUGGAGGUUUUGUGCUGUUGCUCACACUCGCAGCACUGGGUGAUGUCGGCGCUCUGACCUCAUUUUGGGAACCCAUUAAAUGAUGGUUCCUUUGUGCAAGGCUUCAAACACAGCACCAAGCCGUGUUGCUUAGCAAUUGCAAAGUUUCCUCAGGCCUGGGAUGGUGGAGCAGAAGCUAGUUGCACAAUUAAGGUUAAUUAUCCAGGAAGGUAACUACCUGUGGCUGCAGCGCUGUCGCAACGCUCUCUCUUCUCCCAUUCCCACACUCCUCAUCUCUGGGAUAGAAUGAAGCAUUGGUGGGAGAUGUGUGCAGGCUCUGGGGGUUUUGUAUGGGAUGUGAUGGGAGAGUUUGCUCUUUGAUAUGCAAAUGCCCAAAUGGUUCCCAGCCGUGCUCCAAGUGCUCUUAGGGCCGGGGGUCCCUCAGCCUGCAGAUGGGUUUUGGCUGCAGAUGGAACUCUCUUUUGCCUCUUUGUAAAUAAAGAAGGAAACCCCA